CAGGGAGAAAGGUUGGUCCCCUGUCCUUGUUAUUGAAAUUAGCUCUAUAUCUGUAUCUGUCUUCGACUGCAAAGUUUGUUGAAGUUGAGUGCCUACAUGUAAGACACUCAAUUUAAAGCUUUUGUUUCUUGAAAUCAUUUGAAUUCCUCUUGAGGGGUCUCCUCAUCUGGCUCGUCUUAGCCCUUGCAGGUGAACCACUGGAUGGAUGGCUGAAAGGAAUUACACCGUAGUGACAGAGUUCUUCCUUAUGGCAUUUACUGAGCAUCCCGAGUGGAGGCUUCCUCUUUUCGUCGUAUUUUUGAGUUUCUAUCUUGCCACUGUGUUAGGGAACACAGGCAUGGUCAUCCUGAUCCGCAGAGAUCGUCGUCUCCACACCCCAAUGUACUUCUUCCUCAGCCACCUUUCCUUGGUGGACAUCUGCUACUCAUCCACCAUCAUCCCUCAGUUGCUGGCUGUGCUGUGGGAGCACGGCACAGUCAUCUCCCAGGCUCGCUGUGCCGCUCAAUUCUUCCUCUUCACCUUCUUCGCCUCCAUCGACUGCUACCUCCUGGCCAUCAUGUCCUAUGACCGCUAUGCAGCCGUGUGCCAGCCCCUGCUUUAUGUCACCAUCAUGACCGAGAAGGCCCACUGGGGCUUAGUCACUGGGGCUUAUGUUGCUGGUUUCUUCAGUGCCUUUGUUCGAACGGUCACAGCCUUUACUCUCUGCUUUUGUGGAAACAAUGAGAUCAAUUUCAUUUUCUGUGACCUCCCUCCUCUAUUAAAACUCUCUUGUGGGGACAGCUACACUCAGGAAGUGGUGAUUAUUGUGUUUGCUGUUUUCGUCAUGCCUGUCUGUAUCUUGGUGAUCUUGGUGUCCUACCUGUUUAUCAUCACGGCCAUCCUGCAGAUCCGCUCUGCUGGAGGACGGGCCAAGACCUUUUCCACCUGCGCCUCCCACCUCACUGCCGUCGCUCUUUUCUUUGGCACCCUCAUCUUCAUGUACCUGCGAGACAACAUGAACCAGUCCUUGGAAGGAGACCGAGUGGUGUCUGUGCUCUAUACGAUGGUGACCCCAAUGCUGAAUCCCCUCAUCUACAGCCUGAGAAACAAAGAGGUAAAGGAGGCUGUUAGGAAAGCCCUGAGCAAAUCAAAGGCUGCUAGAAGACCCUAAAUGGACCCUUGUGAAAUAUGUUAUUCCUGAGUUUUCCCAUCUUUUCUGUCUUUUCUCAAUAGCACCUUUUGGAGAGGCUUUCCUAGACAACCCUAAGUAAAAUCGCACCUGAACUCUCCACCUCCACUUUCUGAUUUAUUAUUUUAUGUAAUACUUAUUACCAUCUGACAUAUUACAUGUUUUACGUGUUUGACAUUGUCUAAUGCUCACAACUAGAAAGUAAGCAACAUCAGAGCAAGUAUUUUUUAUCUGAGCUUCAUUUCUAUAUGCCCAGUUCCUAGCAAAGCACCUAGCAUGUGAAAGGCAUGCAAUAAAUAUUUGUUGAGUAAAUGAAUCUCAGGUUCCAGUGUCUACUUUUAAGUUGUAACUUCUUCAGUCAUCAGUUUUCUCAUCUGUUAAGUAGGUUUAUCUACCUUAUAGGACUGUGGUUUUGAGAAUCCAAUGCAUAAAUAAGCAAGGAUUAUAUUUGUAUUAUUCACUACAAUCUGCAGAAUCCAGUGUAUUGCCUGGCAUGACAAAUACUUGAUGAGUAAAGCAAGAAUAUUUGGAAAAUUGCAAAGCAGUCUACAAAUACAACUACUGUUUCGAUCCAAGGGGAUUUUCCAAAUCUCAUCAUUUAUUCAUUUAUUCUUUUUUGUGUUGUCUUCUUAAUUGUUUAUAUGGUUUUUGAAUAACAAUAAGAAAAAUUGCAAUAAUAAUAAUAACAGCAAGUUACUCUUAUUAAGCAUUAUUACCUUCAAGGGCUUACAAUAAGUUUGCUCUAGGAAUUAUUUGAUUUAAUUUACAGGACAUUCUUAUGAGUCAGGUUCCGUUAUUAUCUCUGGUUUAUAGGUAGGUGAGGCACUUGAGGCUUAGAGAUACUGAGUAAUAUUCUCAAGAGUGGCAAGCAAGUGGUUGGGUGGGGCUUCCACCCAGUUAGAUCUGAGAGCCUAUCUAACAUGCUCACUGUUGCUAGCUGUAAUCUAUUGCCUACUCUAUAUAAUCACUCAACUGGAAUUUAUUGUUAUUGUACUUUCUUUUUCCUUUUAUCUGGUGAAGAAUAGGUAAAAGUCCAAUCUGUGGGUAUAGAUAGCAGUCAACAACAUUCAUUUUACAGCCCCUGUGUGCUAGUAUUGUAUCACGUGACUAAGUGUGUGUGUGUGUAUGUGUGUGUAGUUGUACAUGGUAAAGUGAACUGUGUAGAUUAAACAGCAACUUCUGAAUUCAGGGAAUAUCUGCUUUAAGAAAAUACAAUAUUUUAGAAAACAGUUGGCUGGGCAUGUUUAGGAAAAGGUAUAGGGAAAAAAUUAGCACCCAUGGCCAAGAGAUUUGGGAUCGUAUAUCAGCUCUUCUAGAAAUCGUUCAGAAACCACAGAUUGGGGUGAAGCAAUGCUACAGAAUUGCCUCUUGAGGAUCAUUUUCUAAAUAUUAACUGUCGUGCAAAUAUUUUCAUAGCACAUCAACAUCUGUGGUGGGUGUUAGACAUAUUUGUGUUGUGGAAAGAACUCAGAACUUGGCACCAAAGUGUCCAGUCUGCCACUUCUUAGCAGUGUGGCUUCAGUUUAAUUAGUGCCUCUCAGCCUGCUUCUCCUCUGUGAAAUAAUACUGAGCACUUACUCUGGGACAUGAUUUAUAUGUAUCUCGUUUAUUCUCAAAAUAACUUGGUAUAUUUGGAGAAUUGGAAGUCAUUGGGUAAUGUUAUAAACAUAUUUCGUGUUAUUAAUUACUGUCAAUAAUUCAUGUUAUUAUGGUGUUUGCUCAGGCUCCACAGCCUAGUGAGUAUUGAUGGGCAGAGGGACCCAUAGCUGAUCCAUGGGCUUCUUUAUUGCAGAACUGUCUGGAACAAUCCCUUCUGGGCCCAGAUUAGCUCUAAAUCUGGACAUUUCCAGGAGUCAAGUUCUCAAACAAUUUUUUAACUUAACCCUUAAGCUAAUGCACACUUACCAUAUCCUAGGUACAAUGCUAAAAGCUUUACAUGAAUCAUUUGUUUUAGCUCUCUCAACAAUGUUAAUGAAAAGCAAUUUUUAUUGACCCCAUUUAGCAAAAGGAAAAAGAAAAACUAAGAUUCAGAGAUAUUAUGUGACUUGACCAAGUUAUGUAGCAAGAAAAUGGCAGGUAAGGGAGUUCUGCUCCAAAGUACAUCCUCUUAUUUGAUAACCACCCUUCUACACUCUUCUUUCUCCUCCGAGACCAUAGUUCCUGGUUACAGUUUGCUUGCUUCAGAGGUAUCUGAGUUUCAGUUGCAUUCUUGGUCUCUAUGUUUGGUAGGUGUGGGCUGAGAUGGGUGUGUUUGAUGGACUGACAUAAUUGUGAAGUUCAUGGAACUCAGUUUGGUCCUCUUGUAGGCCAAUGAGGAGAGUCUGGGGGAAUCUAUAACUCCCUCAGAAAGAGCAGUAUUUGCCUUCAAAGCUCUUCCAGAAUAUUUCUUGGCUCAGAGUGCUUUAAUAAAUAGCUAAUUGGCUUAGUGCCUCCAAGCAGGCACUAACCUUCCCUUCAGUGAUUACCCAAGGAAUUCAAUAUUCCUUUUCAAACACUGAUUAUUGUUAUUUCUUACCAUUUACAAAUAUG
Messenger RNA from Saimiri boliviensis boliviensis (Bolivian squirrel monkey), 3697 nucleotides. RefSeq names its product olfactory receptor 9Q2. Gene Ontology annotation, cellular component: membrane. Lineage: Eukaryota; Metazoa; Chordata; Mammalia; Primates; Cebidae. Gene Ontology annotation, molecular function: G protein-coupled receptor activity; olfactory receptor activity. Gene Ontology annotation, biological process: G protein-coupled receptor signaling pathway. The record is from RefSeq and is a predicted model, not a curated record.